AUGUUGAACUCUACGUUCUUUCUGUGGGAUAGUAACUAUUCCAUAUAUGUCUAUUUCUACAUCUUCAGUGUUAUCCUGAUUAUCUGGCAAGUGCAACAGAAUUACUGCAGAUUGAAGUGCCAGCACAAAAGGAGCUGCUGCCGGCGUCACCGAAAAGUCAGGCAAAGGGCUAGAGAUGCAGCGACAAGAGCCAGGAGACUUUCCAAGGAAGAAGCUGAGAAGCCAUGGGAGCUGCUCUCUAUCAUGAAAAGCCAAAGCUGGCUCCCUGGUGAGGAAAAUGUGCGGCAGUUCCUGUGUGUAGAUCCCUGCUGCCAAAUCUGUGAUGCUGCAACUCUAGAGAUUCAGCAGUUGCUGGAGAGUGAGAAAAGCCAGCUGUCCCCUGCUUUACUGGGACUGCCACGGAGGUCUUCCUGUCUGGAGAUGUUGCCCAUAUCCAGUGUGUCUUUUGAACAGAACAUGAAGCUUUACUCUGGGCACUCCAGACAGCUUCCACUGGCAUCUGGAACUGAACCAGUAACACAACUAACAGAGCACUUAACUAACGCAGGUGGAGGCCAGCAAUGCUGGGCUGAUCACCGCCAGCUAGGACAGGAAUUUCAUCUGGCAGACAUGCCCAUGGUCUCAGAGUCUGUGGCUUCCUCAAGGCUCGAGGGGCCUGUGGUUUUAGUGAGUGAGGACGAGACAAUGCACAGCAAUCUAAACUGUGCCUACCAGAUCCAGGACCAUCAUGCAUUGAAUUCACAGCUUCCUUUUCAAACCCUGAGCCCAGGGGUUACUCAUGUCACACAUCCUGUGGCCUUGUCUAUUGUUACCACUAUCCCCCGGCCAUUCCUCAGUCCUGAAGUGUUAAGGUUUCUUGAGCUACAUGUGAAAAAAUUGAUGCAUUUCCAAAGGUGGGGGCUCCCCAGACGCGUAGAAGAGUCCCUCAGGCAGCUUAUGCCAGACCCGCCAACGUAUCUCCAGGCAGACUAUAAACAUCCGGCUUCCUUGAUCCUGGAUAAUGCUUCUCAAGGCUCUAUUCACAGGUUUGGGAGUAUUUCCCAGCAGACCUGGUACUCAUGUAUGGGCAGACAACCUACCCAGACCUUUUGGGUUUCUGAGUGGUCCAAGGUGGACGCAGAACAAACCCAAUACCCUGUGGAAAAGCCCUUACUCACUCUUAACCAUGACAUUCUACGUGACCUCUGUCUACUGCCUGGGGGACAGGCUCAUGACUCCAGGAACAAUCUUCAGAAGAAAUUCAUUCAGUUAUUCUGCGGCCUCCCUUCUAUGCACAGUGAGUCCUUGGUCUCCACCUUGUUAGGCACUCAGGGUUUCUCCGAGGACACAUUAAAACCCUCCUGCAAAGAUCCCCAUCUCCUGAAGGAGUCCCCACCCUUCCCCUUGCUGACCCACACUCCACCUACGGCAGCCCCGGUCCCUUCAUCAAGUUCUACAAAUGAGUCUCUGUCUGAGCAGCAAGGAGCUCAGGUGGGCGUCCCAUUUCUGACCCUGGCUGAAUGUAAAACCUUGGAAUGGCACCUUCUCCAACGACAGCUUCAGCUUCAGUGGGGCCCAGCAGCUGCCAGCCCUGGGUUUCCGGAUGUGCGGAGCCACAUACACUAUAAGCCCUGCAAUAAAUCCAAGCCACGCGAGACUUUAAAAGCCUCCUGGCCAGCAAAGUCCUUCUCAGUCCUCACCAGGGACCUUUUCUUCCUCCCAGAGCAUGCGCGCAGGCUGCUGGAAUUCCAUCUCCAGAAGCAGCUGAUUUACCUGCGCUGGGGACUGCCUCAGAGGAUCCAACAAUCCAUUCACCUGCUCCUCUCCUCCACCGACCAGCUGUCCUGCAGCAGCAUCCCAGGGGACCCAAAGGCUGAUGGCUCUGGUGACAGGUUGUCACCCAGGAUGGGCAAAGGGUCAAUCCACAUGCCGCACUUGUUUGUCCAGGCAAAGGCCAUGUUGAAGAGCCAUGUGGAUGCCAAGUGCGGGCAGAUCCACGAGGGCAAGGUCCCAGCCUGUGUCCAGAGCUCCUGGGAAAGGAUGAUUCCCAGGAGUGGAGCAGCGAGGACUUCCUUACCACACACUCUCCAAGGCCGGCCCCUGGAUCUAGGGGCAGAAAACAGCCCUGACCUACAUCACCAAGCUGUUCCCUGGAAACCAAUGGACCUUGAGGAGGAGAGGCAGGCCUUACCCGGUGCCCUCGUUGAACACUGUAAGCGGCCCCAGACGCUAUCCAAGGAAACCAUUAAGAAACUGGAGACAACUUUGCGACAUAAGUACCUGGCCUUCCUGUCAGGCCUGCCUGCCAUUUACUGUGUGGCCCCUUCUAAAGCAGCAUCUGCUGAUCAGCCUGCAGUUGCUGAGCUGAUGCCCUGGCCUGUCCAAAGCCCACAGGAACACCUACCUCAGACGACCCUGUUUGAAGACCCACGUCCAAGUGUGCCUGAGCCCUGCACUCAGGACAGUGAGGCCUCUGCCAACACUGCAGAAGAGUUGCAGCCUGAAGUACAGGUGGAAGGAAGGACAGAGAAGAUACCUCUGGAGAGCCAGCCUGCCCUGGAGAGCCCCUGCUCCUUAAACACAGAGAUCUUAGAGAGAUUGAAUUUCCACCUGAAAAAAAAGGUCCUGGAGAUAAAGUUGGGAAUUCCUCUAACAGCAAGCGAGUGCGAAGAGUCAUCUGCAGCAAGCCCAGAGGGCGGAGCCAUCCAGGAGCCCCAUGGGAGUCUAAGCAUCCCAGAAAGCACAGUGCUACAGGAACAGCCCACCUCAUGUGACUCUCCUCCAGCCCCAGAUGCAAACAGGGCCCACCUUAAAAAACAGCCAGCUGCUGCAUGCCAGGAGCAAAGGCAGCCUAGUUCCAAAGCAGUGCCCCAUGGUUCUGCUGCUGAGGGAUCCACGGCCUCACAGGUCUGCAGGAAUAUGAUCAAGGCCCAAGUUCAGAUGGGGACCUCUGGGGAAGAGACCAGCCCAGAGGAACCCUUUAGCCCUGAGCCCCAAAGGCCUGUCAAGAGCAAGUACUCAUCCCAUGCCCCCACAGUGACAGAGAAGAGGGAAGAACCAGGGAAACCCAAGGCAGUGGGGGACCUUGGAAAAGGGGACCCAGGUCUCGGGCUUUCCCCAGCCAGUGAGAAAGCACAGCAGGAUGGACAUGCGCAGCCAGAGUUGCAGCACAGGACAGCCCAAGGCUGCUCGCAACAGGGUCAGAGCUUGCGUCUGGAGGACAUCCAUCCGUCCAGCCCCCAGCAGCCCCCUGAGCUGGAGUUCCCAGAUCCACCUCCAGAAGUCCUUAUGGAGGCAGAAUCUGAGCACAACAUGCAAGGCAGUCAAAUGGAGGCAAGCGCCAUCCCGGAACCUGCAAGGAUGGCUGGGCACCCCCAGCCUGUGUUCUCCCAGGCCUUCCAGGACAGGCCUUUCCACCGCCCACUAAUCCAGGGAAAGCGUUUUCAGGGCCAAACCCGGCAAGGUCACGGUUCGCCAGGGCGGAUGAUGCCAGCGUCUGCUUACGUUGGUCCCAGCCUUCUUCCAGAGGCUAGCUUGAAAAAUAAGAUGAAAUCCUUUCUUCAGUCUAUUAGCCCCAAGAUAAGAGGCAAAACUCACACAGAACCAUCCAUGGUCUCUAGGCCUGGAAAAGUGGCCAAAACCAAAGAAAAUGUUGAAAAGGCUCUGCCUCAAGCCAAAAGCCCCAGCAAGAAAACUAAGACAGAGGACUCCAGAGGGCCCAAGGGCCAAUCUGGGUCCUCGGAGAAGUCAGUGAUCGCGUCCUUCUUAACCGCUCCCCAUAUUCUAGACAGUAAGCUCUGGCCACACUCCCGACGGCUUGGCCAGCCCCACCACUGUCCCCGACACUGCCCUAAACUGGCUUAUGCCACUCAACACAGAAACCCACCCUAG
Molecule: messenger RNA, 3870 nt
Organism: Meriones unguiculatus (Mongolian gerbil)
Lineage: Eukaryota; Metazoa; Chordata; Mammalia; Rodentia; Muridae
Product: protein SPATA31F1-2-like
Exons: 4
Coding region: 1-3870 (1289 amino acids)
Source: RefSeq, a predicted model, not a curated record